Messenger RNA from Octopus sinensis (East Asian common octopus), 885 nucleotides. RefSeq names its product SCAN domain-containing protein 3-like. Bases 1 to 885 code for a protein of 294 amino acids. The record is from RefSeq and is a predicted model, not a curated record. The transcript has 4 exons. Lineage: Eukaryota; Metazoa; Mollusca; Cephalopoda; Octopoda; Octopodidae.
AUGCAUUCUGAACAUGUCCAUAAGUCUGAAGAAUUUUUUAAAAGAAAAUUAGAAGAGUUUGAUAACCAAACGAAAUCGUUAAAAAAACUUGUUUCUGUCUCUUCAAAUGCUUUACUAGCAUCGUACAAAGUUUCUUACAGGAUUGCAAAAUGCAAGAAACCGCACAAUAUCGGAGAAACUCUAGUUUUGCCAGCAGCUAUCGAUAUGGUUGAAGCAAUGUUUGGCGAAUCCUAUGCAAAACAAUUACAGCAAAUACCGCUUGCUGAUAACACAGUCGCUAGAAGAAUUGAUGACAUAUCUGAAGAUCUUUGUGAUCAGUUGGUUUCUCGACUACAAAAUAACAUAGAAUGGAUCAAUUGUGUUGGACUUUGUACAGACGGAGCACAGUCAAUGUCAGGAAAUAAAUCUGGUCUUCAAGCUCUUGUAAAAAACAGAGCACCAGAAAUUAUCUGGACGCACUGCAUGCUGCACAGAUCAGCACUUGUCUCAAAGAAUAUGAGUCCAGAACUGAACGAUAUUUUUGCGCAAAUUACAAAAGUUAUAAACUACAUAAAACACAGUCCUUUAAGAGCUAAGCUUUUUGCAAAGCUGUGUGAAGAUAUGGAUUCAAAAUAUACAUCGCUUUUAUACUAUUAUCUUGCAGCUAACUUACAAUUGGAAAUUAUUGAUUUGAAAUAUGACUCAGAUAUGAAAAAUAAAUUUACCAUGGUGGGCUUAGACACCUUUUAUAAAUAUCUCUUGCCGAAGUAUCCCAACUUAACAGCCUUAGCUGCGAAAAUCUUGUCAAUGUUUGCAAAUAUGGAUUCACCGUAUUUUAAAAGAAUGAAUAAAAAGAUGGGAGUGCACAGAUCGAAGUAUGAUUUUGAAGAAGGGAAUGACGUAUAA